Molecule: messenger RNA, 758 nt
Organism: Acaulospora morrowiae
Lineage: Eukaryota; Fungi; Glomeromycota; Glomeromycetes; Diversisporales; Acaulosporaceae
Source: the annotation of a GenBank genome assembly
GUGCUGCAUUUAGGGGGGCAGCUUUGAGUCACCAAUUCAAGGUUAAAGAAAUUAAGAUCAAAGAUAUUACGCCAUAUCCCAUCGAAGUCAGCUAUGUGUCGGAACCGAAAGAAUCAGAAGAUGGCAACAAACUUUAUAACAUUAUUCUUUUUAACGAGUAUUCAGCCGUGGAAUCUCGUAAAUUAAUGAGUUUCAAGCACACCAGUGAUUUUAAUUUCACAUUAAAAUACGGAAAUUUGAGUGAAAAUGUUGAGAAAAAUUUCGGUCCAAAAGACAUUAUUAUCUCCAAAAUUACGGGACUAGCAGAUGCCAUUAAACGAUUCGAGGACACAAGCUCAGAGAAGCCGAAGGUCAAAGUUACCUUACAAUUAUCCGAAUCCGGUUUUGUAACCUCUAAGGACGCCGUUUUGACUAUCGAGCAACAAACAUUCACAGAUAAGGUUAAGACAUUCUUUGGUGUCAAUGGCAACAAAUCAGAUGACUCAAUAAAAGAAGUACCGUUUCAAGAGGAGACGACGAGUUCAGUGAAUGCGUCGGACCCCAAUGAGCUUAAUAACACUCAAAUCAGUGAGACCGAGUCACAAAAACAAACGAAGAAAAUUGAAACCAUUACGUUAAAUCUCGAAAUCGAAAAUGCUGGUAUCAAGCCGCUUGGAACCGAAGAGAAAGAAAAUUCCAUCAGGAGGUUACGCGCCAUGGACGAUGCGGAUCGUCAACGCCGAGCUCGCGAAGAAGCCAGAAAUAGCCUCGAAUCGUUC